GCCCGAGCGAGACUGAACGAGGCCAGAGGGGUGUGAGGGCCCCGCUCCGGCUGCUGGCGGAGCGCUCGGGAGACCAUGUCCAGCGGCAGCAGCUGCAGCCAGACCCCAAGCCGGGCCAUCCCCGCCACUCGCCGGGUGGUCCUCAGCGACGGAGUGCACCUGCCGCCCGGGGACUACAGCACCACCCCCGGCGGCACGCUCUUCAGUACCACCCCGGGAGGUACCAGGAUCAUCUACGACCGGAAGUUCCUAAUGGAGUGCCGGAACUCACCUGUGACCAAAACGCCCCCGCGGGACCUGCCCACCAUUCCCGGGGUCACUAGCCCUGUGGGUCAUGAGCCCCCUACGGAAGUCAGCCAGGACCACCUGAGCAGCAGCCCAGAGGACAAGCCGGCGGGCGGUGAAGAGUCACAGUUUGAGAUGGACAUUUAAAGGGCCAGCCGUCGGAGUGAGCAACGCCGCUUGGGCCCCAGAGGCCCGUCUCGGGAGAAGGGUCACACCAGCCAGGCCUUAUGGAAGUCACCAUCCUGGGCAGCCGUCGGGUGUGGAGCCUUCCAGCCCCGCCCGCUGCUCCCUCGCUCAGGGCACCUGCUCCCCUCCCCCUUCGGGGACACCAGCAGUUACCUCUGUGUGCCUCCAGCCCUGCAGGAGCUGUCACCCCGAGGGCAGUGACCUCAGGCACACCCUGCAGCCCAGGGCCAGCUAGUGGACACGCUCCGGCUCUCCCAGCCCCCUCCUCCGGGGGGCGCACCCACCCCUUCCUCAGGUUGGUGUGUGGGAAAGCUCCCCUCCCCCUCCCUUCCCAAGAAAGGAAAUAAAAGCCACCUUCGCCCUAGGGCCAA
Messenger RNA from Lagenorhynchus albirostris (white-beaked dolphin), 842 nucleotides. RefSeq names its product eukaryotic translation initiation factor 4E binding protein 1 (gene EIF4EBP1). The transcript has 3 exons. Gene Ontology annotation, cellular component: cytoplasm. Bases 76 to 432 code for a protein of 118 amino acids. The record is from RefSeq and is a predicted model, not a curated record. Lineage: Eukaryota; Metazoa; Chordata; Mammalia; Artiodactyla; Delphinidae. Gene Ontology annotation, molecular function: eukaryotic initiation factor 4E binding. Gene Ontology annotation, biological process: negative regulation of translational initiation.